UUCUUUGCGAUCAAGAAAUCUCACAUGCCUCUAGUUUUGCGGUGAAGUAUUCACAGAGUCACCCUAAUGCUUGUACCUCAAUGGCAGACAAUGAGCAUUCUGAUUCCUAUAAAUACCCGACGUGCACUGUUGGGUUUCCUGCAUCGCUUUGGCUUCUAAAUCUUUUUCCAUCUCUCCGGGUGUUUUGCUUUGCUGAGAAAUUGCGAAGAUGAUGGCCAAGAUCAGCUACGUGUUCCUUAUCCUGCUCGUCUUUGUCGAAAGCUCGAUGCAACAGUUUUUUCAUGGAGGUUCUGUCUUUUGCUUACCGGGGACUCGCUGCCAAUUGAAAGAGAUAAGUUGCCCAAAAGAAUGCCCGAGCCCUUACUCCAUGAGCAAGAAGAACAAAGCUUGUUAUGCGGACUGCAAUUCGCCCACUUGCUCUUCCCAGUGCAGACAACGGAAGCCGAACUGCGAUGGCAUUGGAUCAGCAUGCUAUGAUCCUCGUUUCAUCGGUGGAGAUGGCAUCGUCUUCUACUUCCACGGCAAGAAAGAUCAAACUUUCAGUCUAGUUUCGGACACCAAUCUCCAACUCAAUGCCCGCUUCAUUGGCCACAGGCCGACCGGUCGCUCCCGAGACAACACAUGGAUUCAAGCACUCGGAAUCCUCUUCAACUCCCAGUCCUUUUCCCUGGAGGCAAUGAAAGCCGAGGCAUGGGACGAUGAAGUCGACCAUCUCAGUUUCAGUUACAACGGCAAGGAGAUAGAACUAACACAGAGCCCUAUGUCCACAUGGCACUCCGAGGCUAGGGACAUAAAGGUCGAGAGAAUAGCAAGCAAGAACAGCGCGAUAGUGACUCUGAAAGACAUGGCCGAGAUCAUGGUGAACGUGGUGCCGAUCACGAAAGAAGAAGACAGGGUUCACAAGUACAUGUUGCCUUCGGAUGACUGUUUCUCUCACCUGGAAGUGCAGUUCAAGUUCCUGGGCCUGUCCCCAAAGGUCGAAGGCGUGCUUGGCCGAACCUACCAGCCUGAUUUCGUGAACCCGGCGAAGCCCGGCGUGGCAAUGCCGGUCGUGGGCGGCGAAGACAAGUAUAGGACCAGCUCGCUCCUCGCUCCGGAUUGCAAGCUUUGCAUGUUCUCUCCAGGAAGCGAAGCCGCGAACCGAGAGAGCGCGUUGUCGAGCGACCAGUCCGGCAUAUUUGACUGCACCCGCGGUUUCGCCGCUGGCUCUGGCUAUGGCAUUGUUUGCAAGAAAUGAGUACUGUCACCACGACAGACGCUUCUGCUUCGCUAGUUACGUGUCUGAAAUAAGUGAACGAAAAGCGGCCAAAGGCACAAUGAUGUCGCAUCACUUCGUUCACAUUGUUCUGCUUUGUCUGUUUUUCCUGAACACGAGAUGUCAUGUGUAUUGUC
Messenger RNA from Rhodamnia argentea, 1392 nucleotides. RefSeq lists its product as uncharacterized. Lineage: Eukaryota; Viridiplantae; Streptophyta; Magnoliopsida; Myrtales; Myrtaceae. The record is from RefSeq and is a predicted model, not a curated record. The transcript is spliced from 2 exons. The coding region runs from base 209 to 1237 and encodes 342 amino acids.